Molecule: messenger RNA, 606 nt
Organism: Meriones unguiculatus (Mongolian gerbil)
Lineage: Eukaryota; Metazoa; Chordata; Mammalia; Rodentia; Muridae
Product: interferon lambda-2-like
Exons: 6
Coding region: 1-606 (201 amino acids)
Biological process (GO): innate immune response; defense response to virus; cell surface receptor signaling pathway via JAK-STAT
Molecular function (GO): cytokine activity
Source: RefSeq, a predicted model, not a curated record
AUGAGGCCAGAAACAGCUGGGGGCCACGUGCUCCUACAGCUGCUGCUGCUGCUGGCCGCGGUGCUGACCAGAACCAGCGCUAACCCUGUCCCCAGGGCCACCAGGCUCCCACCAGAAGCAAAGGAGUGCCACCUCGACAGGUUCAAGUCCCUGUCCCCUCAGGAGACGCAGGCCUUCAAGAAGGCCAAGGACGCCCUUGAAGAGUGGCUGCUUAAGAAGGAUGUCAGGUGCAGCUCCCGCCUCUUCCCCAGGGCCUGGGACCUGCAGCAGCUGCAGGUCCAGGAACGCCCCAAGGCCUUGCAGGCUGAGCUGGAGCUGACUCUGAAGGUCUUGGAGAACAUGGCUGACACAGCCCUGGGCACCGUCCUGGACCAGCCUCUCUACACACUGAGCCACAUCCACUCCCAGCUGCAGACCUGUACACAGCCUCAGCCCACAGCAGAGCCCAGGCCCCCAAGCCGCCGCCUCUCCCGCUGGCUGCACAGGCUCCAGGAGGCCCAGAGGAAGGAGACCCCCGGCUGCCUGGAGGCCUCUGUCACCUUCAACCUGUUCCGCCUGCUCAUAAGGGACCUCAGGUGUGUGGCCAGCGGAGACCAGUGCGUCUGA